AGCCUUAUUCUGGCAGAGAUUGCUAGUUGUAUUAUUCUUAUGCCCCAAAUAUCCAGUUUUUUCAUUAAUAAAGUGGAAAAAGGAUUGACUCUGUCUCUUAUCUCUACAAUCAUUUCAGUACAAAAUCAGAGUUUUUAUUCACAUUUUAUGUUGUUUUGAUUUUUUUUAGCUUUUUUCUUUUUGGAGAAUUACUCAAUUCCCAAGAACCCUUGGAGUUGUAUUUGAGUUUUGGGUGUUGGGUUUAUGCUAUUCAAUUUCGGAACAGAAGAGAAGAGACGGGAACAGAGAAUAAUAAGUUUUUGAUGAAAUUACUAGAAGGUCCAACUGAUUAGUCAAACGUCUGACGAAGAAGAAGUUUCUGUGAAUCACAGGAUAUGGGAUGCGUUUUUUCGACACCGAAGGAUACCGGAGGAAAUAGAAGGAGGCCAGGAAACAUUGGGGAUGUUUCUGUCUAUGUUCCUGGUUUAAGGAUUCCUAAACCUGUUGAUUUCUCACAAGCACUCGACGAACACUUAUCUAAGAGUUUAGUGGAAAAAUUAUCCGCUUUAAGAACUCGUAUAGUAGUAAUGGCAGGGCAAGAGGGUCCUACAAUUACUAGAACGAGAAGAAAAACCCAACAUGGUGGAUCAACUUUAGCUGAUCUUCAACAGGCUCUGGAAGAUUACUUGCCCGUUCUUCUGGGAUUAGUGAAAGAUGGAAGCCAGCUACAAUACAGGGUACAAUUUCUAUGGAUAAAUCAAGAAGAUGAAGCGGAGGAAACAGCCUUGUCUAAUGCUUGGUACGAGGUGUUGUCAGUUUUACAUUUGAUGGCAACGCUAUCAUUAUCACAGGCCAACUUGUUACUUCUUCCAAGAACAUCUGCUGAUGGUUAUCAGCCAAAAGUGUCGGAAGAGAACAGGCGAGCUUCUGUUGAUAUUUUCUUAAAGGCAGCAGGAUACCUAGAUUGUGCUGUACGACAUGUACUUCCACAUUUCCCUUCUGAACUCAGGAGAAAUCUACCAGUAGACUUGGCAGAAGGAGUUCUUCGAGCACUCUGCUUACAAGCAUUAGGACAGGGUGUUGAUAUUCAACUUGGAAUGGCAAUUGAUAGCACAAAAGCCACUCUUGCUGUGAAGCGAAGGCUUGCAUGUGAGAUGGUCAAGUACUGGCAGCAGGCUCAAGAUAACAUUAUGAACCUUCCGUUAUCAAAUGGUUGGGGAGAAAAGCACCGUCUUUAUGUAAAGUGGAAAUAUGUUGAAGCUAAGGCUGGAGCAUAUUAUUAUCAUGGAUUAAUCCUUGAUGAGGGAAAUACAGAAAAAUCUCAUGGGAUGGCUGUAGCUGCUUUGCAAGCAGCUGAUGAGUAUUUCAAAGAAAGUAAAAAGGCAUGUGAGGCAUUUAACGCAGCUCCCCCUUUGUCUAGAAAUCCACCACUUUGGGGAACCAUGAAGUAUCUGUCUGAGAAAAUUCCAAAAGAUACUUCAAGCAAAGUGCGGAUAAACCGGGACCUCUACUCUUCUGAAAAAAUUAUGGAGACUGCCCCCACAUUGCCAGACUUUGUAUUAGCCUUAAAACCAGAUGAGUACCAACUUCCUCCAGUAGAUGCCUCUUGGAACCAGGAGCAUAUGAACAAUGGUCUCAACCAACUCAAGAAUGAUAAAAGAUGAGCCACAUUUGUUACAUUUGAAAACUACAUAAUUACAAAGACCAAACUUAAGUUUGGAUUGGAUGAUCAUUCAAACCCGAACUGUCGUUCAUCAACUUUGAGUGUCAGAAGUUUUCUCAUCUGUCCUUAUAGCUAUUUCUUUAUAUAAUAUCCAUUUUUUAUAUCUCUUCUGUUCAUGAGAUUUAUGAUGUAUCUAGUAUAGAGCUCUGUAAAAGAUUCAGUUGUGUUUUAAUUGUAAAUUGGCUACUGUUGAUGGGAGAAUAAUGCUCUCUUUGCAAAUCCCCAAUAAGGUUUGUUAAUUUUUAUAGUAUAGAAUUGAACGAGGUUUUGUGCUUGAAA
Molecule: messenger RNA, 1981 nt
Organism: Humulus lupulus (European hop)
Lineage: Eukaryota; Viridiplantae; Streptophyta; Magnoliopsida; Rosales; Cannabaceae
Exons: 13
Coding region: 375-1643 (422 amino acids)
Source: RefSeq, a predicted model, not a curated record